Messenger RNA from Penicillium roqueforti, 360 nucleotides. Its product is annotated as putative NADH-ubiquinone oxidoreductase subunit GRIM-19. Lineage: Eukaryota; Fungi; Ascomycota; Eurotiomycetes; Eurotiales; Aspergillaceae. The record is from RefSeq and is a predicted model, not a curated record. The coding region runs from base 1 to 360 and encodes 119 amino acids. The transcript has 4 exons.
AUGCCUCAGGAUAUGCCCCCAGCGGGGGGCUACGCUCAAGUCCAGUACAAGCGGAACCUCCCUGCCCGCGGCUUCAAGCCCGCCUACUACAUGAUUGGCAUGCACGUUAUCAUGGUCUACGGUUUCUACAAGUACUUCCACGGUGUCCGUGAGCAGCGUGAGCUGGCCCGUGAGAAGAUGUGGUCUCGUCUGCACCUCACUCCGCUCCUCCAGGCAGAGGAGGACCGCGACCAGGUCCGUCGGCACUACGCCGACAAGGCGCGCGAGAAGGAGCUUCUUGGUACCAAUUCCAAGGUCUACAACUCCGACCGCUUUAUCCGCCCUACCUUCGCCUAUACCCCCUCCAGUCUCACUCAAUAG